ACCGCUUUUCCCUGGUUCCUGCGCGUGCCGGCUCUGUCAGUCUGUGUGCGGCGGGGCCUAGCAGCAGAAUGAGUAUCUCGCGCUGGCCGCUGCUGGCGGUCGCUGCCGCCGCGGCGUUCGCGGUGCUGGCCGAGGACCCGUUUGGAGAAGACUGCAGAAGUAAAACAUAUCCUCCUGCAGGACCAACAUUCAAAGGGACGGUUCCAACAUACAUCAUAAAUCUUGAUUUACCUCCCAGCAGAAGAUGGGAUAAGUUGCUGAGUGACAAAAAAAUAGAGUUGAAGACUGUAAUUCAGAGUAUUAAAAAUAUAGCAAAUGCAUUCGUCCCUAGUGGCAAAGCUGUUGAAAUAGUGGAUACUAAGUUGGUUCGACUGAUUUCCACCCUUCCCUACCCUUUCAAUGAAGAGCUCAAAGGGAUUGCAAAUGCUUCGGGCAUUCCUUUGGGAGAAAUUGUUCUGUUUAAUAUCUUCUAUGAAAUCUUUACAGUAUGUACUUCAAUAGUAGCAGAAGACAAAUCAGGAAAGCUGUACCAUGCUAGAAAUUUAGAUUUUGGACUAUUUCUUGGGUGGGACAUAAAAAAUAGUUCCUGGAUUAUAACUCAGGAAUUGAAGCCCUUAGUGGUGACUCUGGACUUCCAGAGAAACAACAAAACAGUAUUUAAGUCUACAAACUUUGCAGGAUAUGUGGGCAUGGUGUCUGGAAUCAAACCAGGAAUUUUCACUCUUACAAUGAAUGAGCGCUUCAGUCUUGACGGUGGUUACAUUGGAAUCUUUGAGUGGAUUCUUGGGAGGAGAGAUGGUAUGUGGAUGGGCUUCCUCACCAGAACUGUGCUAGAGAAUGGUACAAGUUAUCAAGAAGCAAAAGACCAGCUGGUUAAAACAAGACUACUGGCUCCAGCUUACUUCAUACUGGGAGGAAACAAAUCUGGAGAGGGCUGUGUGAUCACUCGUAGCAGACAAGCUGCCUUGGAUAUCUGGGACCUUGAUGCAAAUGGGGGCACAUGGUAUGUGGUGGAAACAAACUAUGAUCGUUGGAAGGCUCCCCUUGUCUUGGACGACCGUAGAACACCUGCAAUGAAGUGCAUGAACCAGACAAAGCAAGAGAACAUCUCCCUACCAACCAUCUAUGAUGUUCUCUCCACAAAGCCUAUUUUAAAUAAGCUGACUGUGUGCACAACACUGAUGGAGGUUUCAGAAGGCCGUUCAGAAAGUUAUCUGCGGGAGUGCAUAGGUUCCUGUAGUCCAUGGUGAUCCUUCACCCAUCUGGGAUGAGCUCUGCCUGUUGGAAUUGGAUGCCCUUCACUAAAAAGAACUGUACCUCUGGAAAGGGGCUCUUCAGCCUCCAAAUGUUUCAUCAGAACUUUGAUAGCUAUUUGCAUAUAGCUAUUAACAAGCUUCUAAGAAUAGAUCUAACGUAGCACAGGUCGGUUAUCUGCUUUUUUUGACAGUUCAGACAACUGUGUACUAGCAUUUUGUUUCUACUUCCAAGUAUAUUUCUGUAAGUGUAAUACAACAAUCGCCUAUUGGUCCCUGCUAAUUUGUUACUGCAAUUGUUCACUAUCAGAAAAUUCCUUUUUUAGAUUAAAGAUACUUUUAAACUACAAAAUUGCAUUAGCGUGGCACCCUCUCCCAGUAUGAGAAAACUAGAAAUGGCGUAAAGGCAGUUGAUUAAAUGAGUUCUGCUACUCUUCCUUGUCACAAUAACAAAUUAAGAGUUUUAUAUAGUUGUUUGGAAGAAAGUUUAAUGCUGCUAGUCCAGUAUUAAGGAUGUAUUUCUAAAAUGUCUGUGUAAAAUGACCUAGCCAUAAAAUAGCUCCUCUUACAAUAAACAAGCUGUUGGGGAAUGUCUUGUGUUACAUCUGGGACAGAAGUGGCCUUUGGUGUUUGGGAGAUUUUUACCCACGUUAUUUCCUUGGCAUGACAUUUGCACUCUAACAAAAAAAAGCAAAUGUUUCAAAACAUGUAUUAAUACUAAAUAUUCCUAGAGAAUAUCCAUCUACUUUUUGACAUCCAAAGUGCCUAUGUAUGAGUCACUUAUGCACAAGACACCUAUGUACACAUUUAAUGUAACUUAGUCUGUCACUUGCAAUGAAAAUAGGACAUUACUUUAUGCAAGUUGUUUGCAGAGAAAUUAUCCUGUGAGGAACAAUCAAUUAUUAAAUCACCAGCUAAAUCCAUAAAGCUGUAUGGAGAAAGAGGGUGUACUACAAUAGAAAGUAUUUGAAAGACCAGUAAUGUUGGUUCUAUUUCUCAGUUGUUAAAGAUCCUUGCAAAGGACAAAGGAAAUAUAGAAACCAGAACUAGUAAAUUGGGAUGAUAUUCAAACUGUAAGGAGAAGUUUAAGAUGCCUACUAGAGCUGAGUGAAUGAUUAUUUUUUUUGUUGUUGUUCCUUGGCAGAACUGAAAAAUCCCCAAAAAACACUGUUUCUAAGUGAAACUGUUUUUGUUCUUGUUUCUCGACUUAAACUGAAAUUGUUUUGGGUGGGUUUUUUCUUUUUUUGUAUCAGAAUGGUUUUAGGUGUUUCACCCUCUAAGUAAAUAACUACUUCUGAAUAAAACAAUUUUAAAAUGAAAAGCAAAAAUAUUUCAUUUCAAAAUGGCAACAUGAACAGUUUCACCUUUUUAAAAAAAAAAAAAAAAAAAAAAGCCAAAGUUAUACAGACACAUUAACUUGUGCUGUAUAUACUUGGGUCACAUUGGAGGCUUUUCCCCCCACCCCUCUGAUACUAUCUCAGAUGUUUCAGAGAACUGUUAUCUCACACACAAAUGGAAGUUCUGAAUGUUGAUUUUAAUUUUGGCAGGGAUAUUGAUAUUUCAACAGUUAUAAUAGCAGUAAUCACUUAACUUUCUGGCUUCUAGUCUCAAACUAUAAAACAAAUUAGGUUCAGCAGUUUUUCAGCAGGUGGUAGAACAUAUCAUUAAAAUGGUUUAGGGGACUGCUCAGUAGGUUUUAAUUGCAUCCAAACAAAGGCAAUGUUCGGUUAACUUACAAAGCACCAACUGUCAUUUCAGAGUUUUGGUUGUUUUUUUAAAACCAGUGUCCUAUUUAAACAUACAUAAUAGUGUGAAAGGGGAAUAUGUAUACAAAUAUGUGGGAAAGAGACUAGACCGUAUUCCAAUGGUGUGGGAAGACCAAUGUUUUGUAUUCAAUAGCCAAAAAAUUCCUAAAAAGUGAGAUUUAAGUUUGUCUUCACUGUAGUGCUUAUUAAUUUAAAGCAGACAACAGAACUAAAUGUGAUUAAAUAUUGAGAAUAUGGUGAUCAUACAGAUGCUAAAUUCACACCCCACUUUGAAAUAUUAACUGGACUCAGACAGCUACAUGCAACUUAUCCUAACUCCAUUCAUUUGCAAAGUGCUGUAAAGAUGAAAAAUCAGUACCUCAACACUGGAUGUUAAAUAGGUCAUGAGCUUAGUGUACAGAAGCCAUAAACCUACAAUGCAACAGUUAUGAAAGUCUCAUUUGAUGCAUGUGAUUAUAGUGGGCAGAUAUUACCUCUUAUAUAUACAGUUGCAAACUAUUCCUGUUAGAAUUUUUUCCACAAACUCAAAUUUCUAAAAACAUCCACCUUUUGGAAUUUGAACUGCUGUGUGUGUUGUGUGCUUUAAGGAACAUUCCUUUGGAAAGGAUGGACUAAGUGUCUCCAGCAAUUUUAAUGCAUUUAGAAAAGGGAAGAAACUCUUUUCUAUUAAUUCCACCACUUUUUAAAAAAAAACUAAUCAAAUGUUAGGAAAAUAUCAGUCCCAAUCAGUUUGCUAAAGCCAUACCUUAUUAAAAUGAUUAAAGCUUUGAUUUCUUCCUCCCUUCCUCACCCCUCACCCCCCCAUCUCUUUCCUAGAUCACUCUCCCUCCCCCAUAUGCUCCUACAGGAGGCUGGAACCUGCCUUAGCACUCUGUCACGGGGACCUCUUAAGCAGCCAGCCCCAUUACUAAAAUAAAGUCACAGGUGGAUUUUUAUUUUAUUUACUGAAGUUUAAAUAAAAGUAUUCAUCCUUCCCUAAACUGCAAAGGGAUGUGCCCAAGCCUUUAUUUGUGUGUGUGUGUGUGUGUGUGUGUGUGUGUGUGUGUGUAAAUAUCAGCCAAAACCACUGGUCACAUUCAAUCCAGCUUUGCUAAUCAUUUCAGUGCUCCCUUAAAAUGCAUUUUUGGCAAAUGUAUUAUGUGUUGAAAAACUUUGCCUCACUCUAAUGCUUAAACAUGCAAUAUACAUGUAUGACCAAGCAUCAGUUUACAUCCAUAGUUAUCCUGCAUGACUGGCAGUGGAAAAUUUUACACAACUUGCUUUGCAGGAUUCCAAAGUGAAUUAAUAAAACUUUCUGAUGUCUGGA
Molecule: messenger RNA, 4325 nt
Organism: Malaclemys terrapin pileata
Lineage: Eukaryota; Metazoa; Chordata; Testudines; Emydidae
Gene: ASAH1
Product: N-acylsphingosine amidohydrolase 1
Exons: 14
Coding region: 69-1250 (393 amino acids)
Biological process (GO): fatty acid metabolic process
Cellular component (GO): lysosome
Molecular function (GO): N-acylsphingosine amidohydrolase activity; fatty acid amide hydrolase activity
Source: RefSeq, a predicted model, not a curated record